AUGCCUUAUGAAUGUGAUGUUUGUAAGAAGAAAUUUCACAAUCAGGUAAUUUAGCAUCACAUAAACGAACGCAUAGUGAAGACAAGCCUCAUGAAUGUGAUGUUUGUAAGAAGAGAUUUAAAAGAUCAGAUUAUUUGAUAAAACAUAAGAGAACACACACCGGAGUCAAACCUUAUAAAUGUGAUGUUUGUAAGAAGGGGUUUACACAAUCGGGUCAUUUAGCUUUUCAUAAAAGAACACACACUUAUGAAUGUGAUGUUUGUAAGAAGAAAUUUGUAAAAUUAAAUGGUUUAGCAAGCCAUAAAAAAACACACACUGGAGACAAGCCUCAUGAAUGUGAUGUUUGUAAGAAGAGAUUUAUACUAUCAUGUACUUUAGCAAGGCACAAAAAGCAGCAUUUGUUUUGCAAUAGUUGCCGCAAGGAGAUUAUUGAACCACAAGAUUGUCAAGGACACUUUAUCGAGGAUCAACGCAUUAUUAGAAAAUACGCUUGUCAGAAAUGUAACAAACGAUUUUCUAAUUUUAUGAAGUUGGUUCAACAUAUAGCAAGACAACAUAGCAAUGAUGGGAUCUAUCAAUGUGCUUUAUGUCAAGAAUUUAAAUCAAAAGAACCAACUGGUGUUGGAUAUGUUUGUUGUGUUUGUGAUGUUGUGUUUGAUGUUCCCAGAGAUCUUGAAGAUCACAUGGUCACCCAUGAUUCAAUCUGA
Messenger RNA from Paramuricea clavata, 707 nucleotides. Lineage: Eukaryota; Metazoa; Cnidaria; Anthozoa; Malacalcyonacea; Plexauridae. The record is from the annotation of a GenBank genome assembly.